Molecule: messenger RNA, 375 nt
Organism: Plasmodium fragile
Lineage: Eukaryota; Apicomplexa; Aconoidasida; Haemosporida; Plasmodiidae
Exons: 1
Coding region: 1-375 (124 amino acids)
Source: RefSeq, a predicted model, not a curated record
AUGGAAAGGAAGAAAUUGGACCUGUGGAAAGAAUGGGUCGCACAGCAACAUCGGCAAAUGCGUAUGUAUGGUGAGGCGCAGUGGUUUCAACAUUUGUUGAAUACUGUACAGCAGGAGACAGUAUCGCAAACACGCGAAAUACCUGGAGUUGAAACACACGUAGAAGUGGAAAAAGUACUGGGCACAGAAGAUAUACUGAGAGUGCGAGAUGUACCACGGACGCAACUGCAUCCGCAACCUUACAUGAAAACAGUGUUAACCGCUAAAACAUGGAUACUGAUCCUGGCAUUAGUCAUAGAACAGUGCGAGCUGGAACGCAGUUUGCAGGAGAAGGAGUUAUAUUUGGAUGAACUAUUGGACAAGCUCUGCAAUUAG